This is a messenger RNA of Salvia hispanica, 1666 nucleotides long. Its product is annotated as UDP-galactose/UDP-glucose transporter 3. Gene Ontology annotation, cellular component: endoplasmic reticulum membrane; Golgi membrane. Gene Ontology annotation, biological process: UDP-galactose transmembrane transport. The record is from RefSeq and is a predicted model, not a curated record. Gene Ontology annotation, molecular function: UDP-galactose transmembrane transporter activity; UDP-glucose transmembrane transporter activity. NCBI's taxonomy places the organism in Eukaryota, Viridiplantae, Streptophyta, Magnoliopsida, Lamiales, Lamiaceae.
GAGUAUCCCUCAAAAGUAAAAAAAAAUGUUAUUUUGAAUUUAGAAUCAGACAAAUAUGAUUACUAGUAUAAAUUUUUGUUAGGCAUAAAUUCGUUAAAUUAGAGCGGCCCAACAACAAUAACUAAACUCCCAGUGAGUACGUUGAUUAGCAAGUCUAAUAUUGUCGACCCGACCCGAUCCGAUCCGGAAGCAAUGUAGCCGGUGAUCACGUGCCCAAGUUCAACUAAAAGUUCCGCGUCCUUCCGUCCAAUCAGAUCCCUAUAACAAUAUCCUGACCAAUUAGAGACCGCCAUGUGGGAAACCACGUAACUCCUGGUCCCACAAGUUGUCUUCAUUUCAAGCUUGCACCUAAAAAAAAUAAAAAAUCGAAGAAAUUGUUGAGUACAUAACCGUAAACAGAAAAUCAAAGGUACGAGCGAGCUGCAAUUUGGUGAUCGGCGAGGGCGGCGAUCUGGUGGUUCCGUUAUAUUCGGCGGAAGAUGGAGUCUCGCGGCAGUGGAAUACACCGCGUUUUUGUCCUGGCUUUUUGCGUCGCCGGCAUUUGGGCGGCUUAUAUCUACCAAGGGGUUCUUCAGGAGACUGUGUCGACAAAAAGAUUUGGUCCUGAUAAGAAGAGGUUUGAGCAUCUGGCCUUCUUGAACCUAGCACAGAGUGUUGUAUGUUUGAUAUGGUCAUUUAUAAUGAAAAGGCUCUGGUCAAAUGGUGGUGAUGCUGGAGCUCCAUGGUGGAGUUAUUGGAGUGCUGGAAUUACAAACACAAUUGGCCCAGCUAUGGGGAUUGAAGCUCUUAAGUACAUAAGUUACCCUGCCCAGGUGCUGGCUAAAUCCUCAAAAAUGAUUCCAGUCAUGCUGAUGGGCACGUUAGUUUAUGGGAUUAAAUAUACAAUCCCAGAGUAUAUCUGCACAUUGCUUGUUGCUGGAGGUGUAUCCACAUUUGCACUUUCAAAGACCAGCUCGAAGAUAACAAGCAAACUAGCACACCCAAAUGCUCCAAUUGGCUAUGGUCUUUGUUUUCUGAACCUUGCUUUUGAUGGAUUCACAAAUGCGACUCAAGAUUCGAUCACAGCAAGGUACCCGAAGACAAGUGCGUGGAACAUAAUGCUAGGCAUGAACUUAUGGGGGAGCAUCUACAAUUUGGUAUUCAUGUUCGGCUGGCCAAACGCCAUUGGGUACGAUGCUAUCGACUUCUGCAGGCAGCAUCCGGAGGCAGCGUGGGACAUCCUACUCUAUUGCCUGUGCGGUGCAGUCGGCCAGAACUUCAUUUUCCUAACAAUAAGUCGAUUUGGCUCCUUGACCAACACGACAAUCACCACCACCAGAAAAUUCGUGAGCAUCGUGGUUUCUUCGUUGUUAAGUGGGAACCCACUCUCCGAGAAACAAUGGGGGAGCGUUGCAAUGGUCUUCUCCGGAUUAUCCUACCAGAUUUACCUGAAAUGGAAGAAGUUGCAGAGAAUGCAGAAGAAGAGGAAGUCCACUUAAGCGAGCUCAUGAUUUUUAGACUCUACAUGUAAUAUUUCUCCUCUUUUGAGAUACAAAUUCGAUGUAAAAUUAUCGCUAAAGUCAUUACAUGGUAGAUAUAGAAUUGGAUUCUUGUAUCCGUGAAAUUGUAGAUUCUAAUUUAGAUGAACAGAUGAGAUCAAUGUUGAAGAGAAUAUUUUCACUACAAA